AUGGGUGGCUCCUCUGCCUCCUCUGCUUUAUCCUCUUCGUCGCUUCUGAGCAAACCAGAACAUUCCUACGCUUCUCCCUUGCCCCUCACGCCUCCUGAAAUUGAAGACAGUUUCCUCUGGAACCCAAAUUCACACAGCCUCUUUAUAUCUGAUAAUCAUUCUUCAGCAAGCUGCCAUAAUAUCGAUCCUUAUAUGGAGGACUUCUCUGCAAAGGAAACCUCAGAUUCAGACUCUGGACCUGAAAAGGAGCAACACAUGUCCUCUCUCGCUCUCCAAGGGACUAGAGCUACCGCAAGUCCAAUGAUUUUCUCCAACCACAGUCUAUUCCCUGGCGAGAGCUCGGACGAGUGGCUUCAAGACGCUCUUUUACCUGUUGUGUCGUCUCUCCCGCUGCCCAAAUUUCCAGGCGACUCUGUGCAGCUAGUCUCCCAAACCCUACCGUGCCCGCCAUCUGACUCCUCAGCCUCCGCCCUACCCAAGUCCGCUUUUACCCCCAUCGUUAAGGCGAUCCAGAACCGACUCCAGACCGGCUAUUUCCCAUAUAUAAGCAUCGUUCACGCCGUUCCUCCGAAAUUUAGCCUUAGCAGCCUCCCAACUUCGCCUCCUAGCACGCCGAACCUCCUCUUUCCUGGUGACGACUACUUUAAUAACACUGUAUUUUCAAGUGCAGCCGCUGUGCCAGCUUAUCCUUACAUCGAGCCGACAUCCUUUGCCUCGCCGGCAUGUCACCACACCUCUACUCCCAUUGUGCCCCCUUUCAGCGUCAAUGUCGCAGUGAUUGAACGAUACCUUCCGCCAACAUCCACACAAGAGUGCCAAGCUCUCUUUUUGAAUAAAGGCCCCUCAGUCCUCCUAGAUCGCCUACGUGAAUUAUCUCCGAACGGCGGGAAUCUCCUCUUUAUAUACCCCACCAAACGCGGCGCGGAAACGUUCAGAGACAAAUAUCUAAGCCCCAUACUUGACCCGCUACUUCGCCAAUUAGCUGUCAUCAAUGGGUUGUCUGCUGACAUUGGUAAUGCGCUUGGUCGAAUUCCUUCUAUUGCCUAUAUGGACGAAUUUGAAGGCAUGAAGGCUCGACUGCAGGCCAUCUGCGACAGCAUCAGCUCCAAAACUUCACCACCAGGCAUGUCAGCGUGCCACCAGACAAACUUCACCCUCGCCUACGCCGGCCAAGCCACCGUGAAACUCGACCGAUGCUUAUGGACGGAAUGGUACAUCCAGCAGGAAACCGCUCGCGCCCGCGAUAUCAUCAACUAUUACUGGCGCAAGGGCCAUCGCCUCCCGGAGAAUAAUAUCUUUAAUGCGGCACAGCGAAACCCGACGUCUCAGGAGGUGACCGGUGCGUCGCUGCUUCGCGAGAUCCUCGACGGCGUUCGCACUCGGCCCUACCCCGAUGGAUUUCAGCCGGACUGUGGGCUGGAGCUGGGCGUGUUCGUGAUCCGCAGGGCUCUUUCGUGA
Messenger RNA from Ophidiomyces ophidiicola, 1458 nucleotides. RefSeq lists its product as uncharacterized. Bases 1 to 1458 code for a protein of 485 amino acids. The transcript is spliced from 2 exons. Lineage: Eukaryota; Fungi; Ascomycota; Eurotiomycetes; Onygenales; Onygenaceae. The record is from RefSeq and is a predicted model, not a curated record.